UCUGUGUUGAUCAAAACAAAUAACUAAUUUUACAAGACUUCAUCGGAGCUUCCUUUUAUUAUGUAUUAAUGGCAAUCAAUUUAAUGAAUCGAUAGUUUAUCAUUUUGAAUUAAUGCAUAUAUGCAGAACCCUUACUUCAGCCAAGCUUCAAAUCUGAUUACACUCUAAAUUUAGUUGAAACAAACAAUCCUUAAUUUCAUUUACCAAUAAAUGGAAGUCAUUGAUGACCCCAGCAAAUACAAGAUAACAGAAGCACCAUCUGAUGUAUAUUAUAUACCCAAUUUCAUUUCGGUUGAGGAAGAAAAUGAGAUAUUGAAGAAUGUAUAUAGUGCACCAAAACCCAAAUGGACAUAUUUAUCAAACAGACGUUUGCAAGAUUAUGGUGGAGUUCCACAUAAAAGAGGAAUGAUUCCAGAAAAAAUACCUCAUUGGUUGAAUAAAUAUAUGGAUCGAAUAAGGAAUUUGGGAGUUUUUGAGGGGACUUUACCUAAUCAAGUACUAGUUAAUGAGUAUAUGCCUGGACAAGGGAUUAUGCCGCACUUGGAUGGUCCCUUAUUUCAUCCAAUUGUUACAACGAUUAGUUGUGGUUCCCACACUAUUUUGAACUUCCUCAAUAAUGAUGUGAUAAGAAAUAAAGUCUGUGAGUUAUUAUUAGAGAGAUGUAGUCUUGUAAUCAUCAAAAAUGAUAUGUAUACCAAAUAUUUACAUUCCAUAGAUGAGAAAGAGUCUGAUACUAUAAGUAAUAAAUGCAUCAAUUUAGAACAAUGUUCUAGAAAAUUUAAAAUUGGAGAAAAUUUGAAAAGACAAACUAGGGUCUCUGUCACCAUAAGAAAUGUUCCCAAAGUACUAAAAGUUAAACUAACUGUUUAGAAUUUUAAUGAAUAAUUUCAUAUGACCAAACAAAAAUACAAUUUUCAAGAGAAUUCUAUGAAUUCACAAAUCAUUUCUAUUCAAAUAUACUUAUAUGAAAUAUA
This is a messenger RNA of Harmonia axyridis, 974 nucleotides long. RefSeq names its product alpha-ketoglutarate-dependent dioxygenase alkB homolog 6. The record is from RefSeq and is a predicted model, not a curated record. Bases 211 to 870 code for a protein of 219 amino acids. The transcript has a single exon. NCBI's taxonomy places the organism in Eukaryota, Metazoa, Arthropoda, Insecta, Coleoptera, Coccinellidae.